CAAAGGAUUGGCUUCACAGCAAGCCAGACACCUCAGGAGCGAGGGCAGCGCCAGGCCUUCCCCUGCGCGGCUCCGGGUGCCGCGAGAGACUCGGAUGGAACUUCUUGGCUGAACACCGAUGAGGAAUCUUGCUUAGUGAGUGGUGGGAUCUCUGUAGCCGCUCCUAGCGCUGGAGGUUUGGCACCUGCACCCCCAUGUGCCAGUGAGUGGGAAAUGUUCCAAUUUGGAAAAUACAAUCUGGACAUUAUAGAGAUGUUAAGUGGGCACCAGGCCCACCAGUUCAAAGGCCUUGGUUUAGAUCGACAGCUACAACAUCAGCAGCAAGUGCAACUUCACCAGCAUCAACUCCAGCAGCAGCAGCAGCAGCAGGCUGAGUCAUCUGGAGCUCUUCUGUCUGGACUUGGCCUGGGCCCCCUGCAGGGGUCAAGAGGUAACGCCUUUUCUGAUUCUGCCUCGAUUUUUGCCAAGAUGAGUGCCCCUCCUCCCCCACCUUUACAACAACAGCCUUCCUCAUCUCAGAGCUCUCGUUCAAAGUCCAGCAAGAUGAGCAGCAGCAGCUCAAGCCAUUCUUCAGGCUACCCACAGUUCCUGCGCUCUUUCCACCCGUCUGAGGCAGCACUAGCACAGGAGCAGUUACACCCAGGUGUAGGCCGCUUUGAGCACUUUGCUGGGGGGAGUAGCAGUAGUGGGAGUGCUGGGGGAUUAGGAGGAUUAGUAACAUCAGCACCUCCACCCCCUCCUCCUCUGCAUCCCGGGCUCUCUGUUCCCCAGGCAUCACCUGGCCCCUCCUCUUCCUCUCCUUCCCCCUCAACCUCUGUGGCCACCUCUAACAAUCCUGCUAGCAGCAGUGCAGUCAGCUCACUGGGACACCAGUUGGUUGGGGCCCAGUCUGAUGCACGCAGCCUUCACCAACAGUUUAGUUGCAUGUUAGCUGCUAAUCAGUAUUUUCUUUCUGGGGUGCCUGCUAAUGCUAGUUUAGAACAGUUCCUUGUUCAACAGGGAACCCAUAACCACUUAGGGAUUGGUUUAAGUCAAACGGGUGGGGAGCCUAGUACUAGCCUUGCCCCUCCUCCUGCUUUGCAUUCUUCUCACUCACAUGGCCACUCCACUCCCCAACCACAGCAGGCUUCGCAGCAACCUCCCCAGCAGCAACAGCUCCCACCUCACACCCUGUCUCAUCCUCACUCUCAUUCUCAUCCGCACCACCCUCUCCACCCAGGCUCCCAGCCCUCAUCACUGGGUGGCUUUGACUUCCAGGGCAUUCCUGUACUCUCAUCAAAUCAGAUAGCCUCUCUAAUGCAGCAGGAAGCAGGUUUGCCCCUCCCCUUACCACUCCAUUUAUCCUUAUCUAAGGAGGAUGGUAAGGGGGAAAGCAGUGGAGGUGGAAGUGGUGGUGGCAGUAGCAGUAGAAGGAAGAAAGCAAUGGCCGGCUAUCUGCCACAGAGAAAAUCUGAUAGCAGUAGUAGUAGCAGUAGCAGCCAUGGGCACGGUAGCCACAGUGGUAAUCCUAGCACUAAUAGCAAUGGGGGGCUUAGUCAUGGGCACCCCCCAGCUUUAAUUGGCAGUGGGGUUGGUAUAGCAAAUAUGGGUGGAGACCCGUCAUCCCUUCUUGCCUCAUCAUCUUCAUCCUCAUCAGUAGUUUCUUCUUCCUCCUCCUCUGCUCCCUCUUCCACUGCUGCCUCAGUACUAGUUACUAAUGAUUCUCAGCUUGCUAAAUCUGAUAACCAGAGCUCAAUGCAACCCAACGCUGCAGAGUCUGACACAGAGCCAGUUUAUAGCUGUGGAGAUUGUGGCAAAAGCUUCCCUCAACUUUCAAGCCUUCGCAGGCAUUUGCGCAUGCAUGAGCCAACCACAGCAGGUACUAGCAAUACUGCCACCACAGGCCCAAACCCUAUUCACAUUAAAACACAGACCGACCCAAGUCUACCCCAUUCGACCCAAGAACCUCCUCCACCCUCAACCAAUUCUUGUCCUAGCCCAGACAAAAUUUUUCACUGUCCCGAUUGUGGCAAAGGCUUUAAGAAAAAAGGGCACCUCCUGCAACAUGGCGUUAUACACUCGUCAGCCCGCCCAUAUGGCUGCUCCACCUGCUCUCGGGCUUUUAACCGUAGAGAGUCACUGACACGCCAUGAGAAGAUACAUGAGGAAAAGCCAUUUCGAUGUCCCGCCUGUGGUCGUGCCUUCCGUGAGAGCACCUCUCUUCUCAACCAUGCUGCCUCAGGCACCUGCGGCAAGCCAGGUAGGGGACCCAAACAACGGGGCGGCAAGACAGGAACUGAUGGUGAGGACAGAGUCGGGGGAGGGGGUGGAGGAGGAGAACCAAAAUCAGGUUUGGGAUGUGAUGGUCUGUUUCAGUCUGGAAGGGGAGGGAAUUCAAAUGACAGGGACAGAACAGAUGGUAAAUACCCCACUGACUACUCUCGGAAUCGUUACACAGGCUACCAUGAUGACCACCGUUCUCAAGGUAAUCCGUCUCCAUGCUACUCUGGUGCCUCCCCCUGUGGAAGUGGGAUGGCGGGCCCAGCUCUGAGAAAGGCUCCCUUGGCCCCAACUCUGCAUCCACACUCACAGAGCCACAACCAGCACCACCAUCCGCAGCAACAACCCCACCUGCCCCUCUCUUCUCUACUGGAUGACUCAGAGGAUGAUGUCACUAGCUCUGUCAAUAAUGCGAUCUCUGCUAUAACAGCAGCUAGUAACAGUGGAAAUAGAGGGGAUGAUAGGGGAGACAUCAUAGGAGGCCUGCUAGGUGGUCUUGGUUUAGGACCUUUGGGCUCACCUUCAUCCACAUCUGGUUUGGAUAAGAAUUUCAGAGCUGGUGGGAGCCAGGAGGCUUUGAGCAGCAACCCACAGAAUCCUACUGCCAAACCAAAACGUCCUCGCAAACCAAGAGCUAAGAAAGAUCCCUCAGCCUGUGGACAGCCCCCAAAACGUCGUCAAUACACCCCCCGGAUGGGUCCCAGCGGCUUACCACGCACCCACCUUUGCAGUGUCUGUGGUAAGGGAUUUGCACGCCGCGAGACCUUACGCAGGCACGACCGCAUCCACACUGGAGAAAAGCCCCAUCACUGCACUAUUUGCGGAAAGUAUUUUAGAGAGGCUUUUCAUCUCAGCAAGCAUCAAACAGUCCACUCUGGAGCAAAGAAUUACAAAUGCACCAUCUGUGGGAAAGAGUUUGGUUACUCUCAAAGCCUCAGGAGACACAGCAAACUCCACCAGAAAGGCGAGCUUGAAGAGGUCCCCACAACACCAGCUCCAGAGAACCUUAACAGCUUUAAUCCAAAUCCUCAAUGUAGCGUGGUGCAAGACAGGAACCAGAAUCAAGCACCAAGCACCUCUUCCUACUACCCCUACUCUCAAGACGUCAAGCCUCAAGACACCAACCCUCAGCCGCAGCCUCCUCCCCAACAGCAGCCCCCGCCGCCCCCUCGACUCUACACCUGCGCUAUAUGCUGGAAGUCUUUCCGUCAUCACUUUCAUCUGACUGCCCAUCACCAAACCGUGCACGAAAGCGGGGGAGAAAAGCUCUCCUGUGAGGUAUGUGGGAAAGCAUUUGCCUACUCUAACAGCCUCACUCGGCACAGGCAGUCUCAGCACGGGAUUACCCGCUCUGAACCGCCUAACCCGCAAGAGGGCAGCAGCAGUUCUGGAGACAACAGAGGUGGAAGUGAUGUUAAUCAGUCAGCGUCAGAGAGCGAGGCCGCCACCAAUGCCCUGCUUCAGAUGGCUCCCUCCACUGAAGCCCACGGAGGGCAGGGUCUUAGUGUUGUGACACAUAGCAUCCAACAGGCACCCCAACAGCCACCGGCUGGUUACUCCCCCCUCUUUUAUGAUGCUGCCGCAGCCCAAUCUUCUGCCUCCAGCGCUCCGUCUUACUCUCAGCCUCUGCCUCCCAACUCUACCAUCAUGCCCCCGCAGCACCCGCAUUCCCCAGCAGGGGUGAAGGGAGAGCACAUUUAUCCAGCAGGAUCCCGUAGCCGCACGCUUCACACCACCGCCCCGUUCCAGCCCCUCACGGAACUGCCCUCCACUGAACAUCACCAUCUGCAUCACCAUCAUCAUCACUCCCACCAUCAUCCUCAUCAUCAGUCAGACACCCAGCCCCACCAACACCUUGACUGCAGCAUCCAGCUGUCCCACGAGGACAUGAGACGGCACAAGAAGAAAAAAAAAAAGUCUGACAGGAGGGAUUGGAGGGAAAAUAAAUGGGAAUCCCAAGGUUUAGUCAGAUUUGAUGGAGUGAAAAGGAAGAAAAAGAUAAGGUGUACAGUAAGAGGGCAGUUGAAUAAAAAACAAGGCUCUCUCCGUUUGACAAUUAGACGUGGAGGAGGCUCGGGUGGUGGUGGGUAUAAGCUUGUCAACACUGGCGGAAUGAAGGUGCAGAUCCUGUCAUCUCUCAAAGUUCCCGUGAAACGCUUUGGAUGUCCCAUAUGCCCUAAUUCUGUGUUUUCCCGUAAAGCGGGACUGCUGAUACACAUGGCAGUAAAACACCCUCAAACCGCCUUGAGCACUCAGGAGCGACUCAGGUGCAGUGUGUGUGGGAAGCAGUCCCACCGGGCCUUGGCAGCCUUCAUCCACCGGGCCUCCCAUCGGGCCAGAGGGACUUUCUCCUGCCGACACUGUUCCUCUCGCUUUUGGAAUGCAACACUUCUUCACAGGCACAAAGUGUCCUGCCGUCGCAGGGCCAAGGGACUACAGCGAGGAGAUGCCCAGAGGCUGAGGCUGUCGAACAGACCGGGAGAAAGACAGACCCACCAGGGUCAGGAGGAGAUGCCAUUCCUGCAGGGACCAUACAGAUAC
This is a messenger RNA of Menidia menidia (Atlantic silverside), 4800 nucleotides long. The record is from the annotation of a GenBank genome assembly. NCBI's taxonomy places the organism in Eukaryota, Metazoa, Chordata, Actinopteri, Atheriniformes, Atherinopsidae.